Molecule: messenger RNA, 1160 nt
Organism: Neltuma alba
Lineage: Eukaryota; Viridiplantae; Streptophyta; Magnoliopsida; Fabales; Fabaceae
Product: cell number regulator 8
Exons: 3
Coding region: 108-842 (244 amino acids)
Source: RefSeq, a predicted model, not a curated record
GGGUUACGCGCUGCUUGCACCGACUUUUCUGGUUGAAAAUUUUUCAGAUUCCAUUCACUUCGAUUCCGAGUUUUCUUCUUGAUUUGCUCCCGUAUUUCUGAAUUCUGAUGGCUAACAACGAAGAUAAUCGCGAGGAGACUAGUCCUCUUCUCCAGCAAUGUCAAGAAGCUGACAAGACUGAAAAGAAGCAUGAUUCAUCCAAAACAGGUCCAACCUCACCAGAGUCGCCGACAUCGGCGCCUACUAUCGGAAAAGGUUAUGGAUGGACGGCCGAUGGCCUCCCUUUAUCACACGGGAGCGUGAUGGGCGAGCCAAUGGGUCGGACUCUUUGGAACUCCAGCAUUUGUGCCUGUCUCGGGCGUAACGAUGAGUUCUGCAGCAGUGAUCUUGAAGUUUGUCUUCUUGGAAGUGUAGCUCCUUGUGUGCUGUAUGGAAGCAAUGUUGAGAGGCUUGGAUCUGCACCUGGGACGUUUUCUAAUCAUUGCUUGACUUACAGCGGUCUGUAUUUUAUUGGAAAUUCCCUCUUUGGCUGGAAUUGUCUUGCUCCAUGGUUUUCUUAUCCUAGCCGUACUGCUAUUCGCCGGAAGUUCAAUUUAGAGGGAAGUUGCGAGGCACUCGAUAGAUCAUGUGGGUGCUGUGGAUGCUUUUUGGAGGAUGAGAUGCAGCGUGAACAUUGUGAAUCAGCCUGUGACUUUGCAACUCAUGUAUUCUGUCAUGCGUGUGCCCUUUGCCAAGAGGCUCGUGAGCUGCGUCGUAGGCUUCCCCAUCCUGGCCAUAAUGCUCAACCACCAGUCUUGGUUAUGAUCCCGCCGGCAGAGCAGAUCAUGGGACGUGAGGCUUGAAAAUGAUCUUCUUUCAUCUCGAAAGGGCUAUUUCUAUGUGUUAUUUAUGAGUGUUGACUAAACAUAGCUUGUAUGUUGUACAAGUCUGUUAAGCUUCUCGCAUGCAGAUUCUUGCUGGCUGUCUGGUAUGUAUAAGAACAGGAGAUUGCUACGUGUCAGUUUGCUUUUAGUGCUGUGCUGUUAUUCCUAAUGUUUUUAAAUUUAUAUCGUAUUAUGACUGCAAUGGUUUGUGAAGAUCUUUCUGCCGGUUUGUAUGCGGUGAUUCUUUGGUUUAUCGCACCAAGUCAUUAUCAAUAUAUCGAUGCAUUUAGUAUGUAA